Messenger RNA from Oikopleura dioica, 1830 nucleotides. The record is from the annotation of a GenBank genome assembly. NCBI's taxonomy places the organism in Eukaryota, Metazoa, Chordata, Appendicularia, Copelata, Oikopleuridae.
AUGCAACCCUUGAAGAAGAGACUACGAUCGUCGGAGAAUCCUCGUUCCUCCUCGCCAAAUGAUAGUACUGGAUCAAAUGAGACUGGGUACACAAGCUCUUCUCCUCCUCAGUUUCCGGAGAAAUCAUCAAACGAAGGUGACCAAACUGUUUUUUCUGAUGAAGAUCACGGCCAUCAGGAUUCUGGAGAGGAAGAAUUCUCCGAUACAUCCGACGAGUUUUCGGAAGAAGACGAUGGCAACGAUGAAGAAUACGUUCCCGAGGAGCCAGACAUAAAAGAAGAGCCUUUGGACUUUUGGGGAUAUGAACAAGCAAAUGAGCAAGAAGCUCAGCCUGGACCAGCUGAGCCGGAAGGAGAGGAAGAAGAGACAGAGCUUGAUGAUGGAGAACGAGGGAAGCUCAUUAGGCAAAGAUUGAAAGAAAUAAGAAUGCAGCAUCAAAAGGCUCAAGAAGAGAGGAAAACAGACGAACCCGCUGAUACUGAAGAUCUCAAUUACUAUCUUAAGCAGCUAAGAGAACAUAAAAUGGAAGAAGAACGAAGCAAAAAACGAAGGCUGGACUCAUCCGAUGAAGAGGAGUACUUCGAAAAGAUCGAAAAAAGACGAGUUCCCGGAGAAGGUCGAAAGAAAAAAGAAGCAAAGCCGAAGAAAAUGAGAGCAACGAAGAACAUGCUGCCAGAGUACGAGGAAAACGAAGUCAUCGAUUUGACAAGACUCGACAUGGACUUCUGCAACCCCGCCGUCAAAAACGAAGCUGAAGAACAAGAGGUUCAAGUCAAACAAGAGCUUCCAGGACCGCGGGACCGAGUUACUGGCCAAGAAACCCUCCUUCACUCGAAGCAGGUGACGGAGGUAAAUUUGGAGAGAAUUCUCAACUCAACCGGGGCCAAACGAGUUCGUUGGGGAGCACUUGACGAUAUCGUUUUGGGUUUCUAUGCGGAAGCCAAAGUCGGCAGCCUUAAACGGAAAGAAGAUGUUCGGAGCCUUGCGGAGACGAGGAUCACUUUUGUAUUAACAUUCAAGCUGAAAUACGAUGUUCGAAAACGAAGAUCGAUGAUCUUCCGAUUGGGCUGGUGCUACGACGAAUCUGGCAAUGUCUUCCGAUGCAACCACUUUCUUCAACGCUUCAACAGUUGGCUCGCCGAUCAAUCCGACAAAGGCGCGCGGGCUUGGCUAACUGCUGAUUCCACCGCCUCCAAGAAAGAAGCAGUGACUUGCCCUUACGUCCUCGAAGCCGGAAAGGAAACGCACGCGUUCCUGAACAAAGUGCUGAUCAGUAACGACGAAGGCGAUUUCAAAACUGGGCUUGUUCUUGCUUCGAGAUUGGUUUUGAGAAUCACUGACUUGGAGAAACAUUCCGUGGUGCAAUCGAUGGAUAAGCUUCAGCAGCACAUUUCGACGAGAUUCAACUUCGCGAUCAAUGCAGAUGAUGAUCUGAGGAAGGCUUUCGUCAGAGAUAAGAAAGUGCUAGCGUAUCUGCUCUUACGAUGUAAGGGUCACUCGAUGCACUGCCGAACGGACUGCGGAAUUCGGCCAGAACUACUCGAAUUCGACGACCAGCAAAAGAUCAUCAAGGAGGAUCGUCAAUGCCCCAACUGCCAGAGCUGUUUGAUCACUAAUCCGUCGCAUAUCAAGUGCAAAUUUCACCUCAAAUUGGAAAUGACGGCAGACGAACUCAACACUUGGAAAGUGAUCUAUCCAGUGCGAAACACGCUCUAUCACGGAGAACAGUGCCCAGCGAACGACUAUUUCAAAAAGUUGCUUGAGCCGCUUCUUCGCAAGAAACCGAAGUUUCCGAAAAAUCCAAUCGACGCGCUGAACAACGAGACAUAA